AUGUGUCCAAAUGUUCAUUUUCCACAUGAACAGUAAACAACAAUUUUGAGGAUGGACCAGUCGCUACUAAUUAAUAAAUAACAACUUAAACGUAAUAAUGAAUAUUCUAAAUAUAUAUAUAACACAUUGGAAAUGAUUCUUCAAACCCACAUUCACAACAAGUCACCAUUUGCUUCACAGGAUAGAAAAUUGCAAAGGAACUGCAACAAUCAUCUCUAAGCAAACACACCAUUAGUGGCUCAGUUAAAAUAAAACCCUGACUCUCCAUGACACUUUAUUUUGAAAUCCGGAUUCAGCUUCUCUGAAGGUAGGACUGGGGCUUGACCAAUGAGCGCGGGCUUCAUUACAGCUUUAAUGUGUCCCAGCUGUUCGGAGAAGUCCCGCUUGUUGGUGAUCGUUUGUAGAAAAUGAAGAAAACGUGAAACGGCGUCAGAAACGUGCAGGAAACCGAUGAUUCCUGACGAGAGAGAGAAUUUAAAGCUUCUGACAGUUUGUCUGCAGCACGUGAAGAAUCAUGUUUGUUUCAGGACAUCCGGAGCAGGACGAGUAAAAACACACAACACUUUGAGCUUUGCAGAGUCGAGCGACAGCAACAGUUCAACAAUUCUUCUGGUGUAUUCAGAGGACUGGAGGUUUGGCCUCUGCAGGAAUGUGACUAUCUGACUCCUGUCAGUGAGUGAAUUGUUUGUCUGUGCCUGAAGCUGCGACUUGACUCAUUCCUGUAUCUGUGUGCAGUUUGCAUUCUCAUUUUCCUGAAGCUUUAUCUGUUCAGUGCGUAACCACCUCUCGGCUCAGGCGGGACAGGAGAGCAGCCUGCAGAGUACCUGAAGAUGACGUCCAGGAGAGCCGGCCCCCCCGAUGGCGGCUACGGCUGGGUGGUGGUCACCUCCGCCUUCUUCAUCAUGGGCCUCACUGCCGCUGUCCUCAAGAACUUCGGCGUCUUCUUCCUGGAGAUCCAGAGGCACUUCGGCGUCCUGAGCAGCACGGCCUCCUGGGUCACCUCCACCACCAUCGCCAUGUUUCACCUCGGAGCCCCAGUAGCCAGUGUGCUGACCUUGAGGUUUUCUCAGAGGGCGGUCAUCAUAGUCGGGGGUCUGCUGACGGCCUCUGGGAUGAUGCUGGCGUCUCUCGACCUUGGUCUUCCCUGGCUUUAUCUCACCAUGGGCGUCCUGCAAGGAACGGGCAUUUCCUUCUCGUGGAUUCCUGCCAACAGCAUAGUGAACCACUACUUCGUACGAUGGCGUCCUAUCGCCUACGCCGUGGCCAGCUCAGGGGAGUGCGUCUUCGCCGUCAUCUUCAGCCCCUUCUUCCACUGGCUCAUCGAGAUGUACAGCUGGCAGGGCGCCCUGCUCAUUGUUGGAGGACUUCAGCUCAACCUGUGUGUCUGCGGCGCCCUCAUGAGGCCUCUGGAGACGACUCAGGGCUCGAGCCAAGAAACCAAGACGGUCCAGAAGGACAUGCUAAGACAGUGCUCGCUGCUGAGAAACCCUGAACUUAUCCUCUACAUCCUGUUUGCCAUCUUUGCAGCGGCAGGUUUUUUCAUCCCACCUCUCUUUCUAGUGCCCUUCGCCAGCAGCGUGGGGAUGGAUGAGUACUGGCCCGCCUCGCUCCUCUCGGUCCUGGCGCUGGCGGACCUGGCUGGAAGGCUGAUCUGUGGGUGGGUCGCCAACAUGAGGCUGAUUAGGAACCUGCAGCUGCUCACCAUGGUGGUCACUCUCGUCGGGGUCAUGCUCCUGCUGCUGCCGAUCAGCCACAACUACUGGGCCAUCGUGUGCUUCACCUCGCUCUACGGCUUCCUGUUCGGCUGCGUGGUGGCCAUUCACGUCACCGCCAUCGUGGACAUUGUUACCCUGGAGGGAUUCGACAGCGGCCUGGGGAUGUUGAUGCUUUUCAGGAGCAUCGGCGGCUUCAUGGGUCCACCGGCUGCAGGCUGGCUGGUGGAUGAGACCAAUGACUACAGCGCUGCCUUCUACCUCUCGGGCCUGUGCCUCAUUUCGUCGGCAGUGUUUGUCGUCCUCGUCGACCUCCUGGUUCAGAGGAGAAAAGCCGCCGAGGCUGAAGUGCAUCAGGCGGACGGUCAGCUGGAGAGCUGGGACGCAGAAAAGGUCAAGUGAGAGUUUUAAAGAAUUCUAACAUGAGACACUUUCACAGGAAUGAGCUUGAAGCGUCUUCAGGAACAGACGCUGCAAAGAGAAUCCUGUUGUUCUCACAGCUCCGGCUUUUUUAUAGCACACUUUGUUUUUAAGUAAUAUAAAUUGUAGCCGUGAGAUGUUGAUGUUCCAACGUUCUUUUUCACUGGGACGACUUCAGCUCACAGGAAAGGAAUCACAGAUCAGGUUGAAUUAAUCGAAAGCGGGAUCAUAAAGAUUAGUCUUGAACAGAUGGACUGAGCUGUCUGUGCUGCUCAGCCGCGAGCUCCUUUUGUUUUUACUGAGGUCAAAUAUCCAAGAACAGGGUCGUGCAUGUUUAAAGUCUCUUAUUGCUUUAAAUUUACAAAGCACUGUUUUUAGCAAAUGCUGCUCAAACAGGAUCAUGGAUGACAAAUAUAUUUCAGUGGCUGUUUUUAAGUAAUGACUGUUACAGCGUGUGGUUUAUUUAUGCUUUUUUUUAAAUGUUUUUAAUAGUUGAACAGUGGAGCUGUGACUCAGAGGAAUCAUGUUUAUCAGUGUUAUUAAAAGUGACAAGAUUUUCCGUUUUGAUCUUUUCAUGGGACUUGUGAUAUUCUUCAUUUUUAAUAAUUACGUUCAUCAGCAGAACAGGUGUCCGAGUUAUCUAAGCUAAAUAUCUGUAUACGAUCUUAGGAAAAAGCUAAAGUAUUGUUAUUUUGUUUUAGCUGUGUAUGUCUCCUGUAGAUCAACAAGGCUGUAAACCACACGUGUGUCAGUGCAGCAGGGAGCCAGGACCUUUAAUCAAACUUUUUUUUUUCAGCUGCACAUAAACACCUCAGGUUUCUGUUGAUUUUCUGUUACUGGUGUUGGCACUUUGAACAAGAUUAAGAAUAUUAGGUCAUAAAAGCUUCAAUCAGUCGAACAGAAGCUUCGUGAUCUUUGAAGGAUCAAACCAGGUGUUGUCGUACGCACAAUUUUCCACAGUACCGUUUUCUUAACUGACACAAUUCAGUCUUAACGUUUAAAUGUUUGUUUCUGAUAUCAGACUAAGAAUUAAAUCUCUGCACUAAUGGUUUAAAACGUC
Messenger RNA from Hippoglossus stenolepis (Pacific halibut), 3192 nucleotides. RefSeq lists its product as uncharacterized. Gene Ontology annotation, biological process: transmembrane transport; monocarboxylic acid transport. The record is from RefSeq and is a predicted model, not a curated record. Lineage: Eukaryota; Metazoa; Chordata; Actinopteri; Pleuronectiformes; Pleuronectidae. Gene Ontology annotation, molecular function: monocarboxylic acid transmembrane transporter activity.